GAAUAAAACGUAAAGUUGAAGGAGAAGAUACAUGGAUCCAAGCAAAAACAAAGGUAGUAAAUAUGAGACUACCAUCAACUUAUUCUAAAACAUGUGAAUAUGAUCCUGAUGCAAUGUGCAAUUACCAACCAAAUGGUUCAAAAAUUCCAAUAUCUAUAUGUCAUCACAUCUUUGGAAAUUUCAAAAGUAAACUUUCAGCAAAGGAAAUUGAUAUUAGAGAUUAUAAAAUAAGUGGAGAGGGGGGUCAAUGUACUCUUUUGAUAUUAGAAGCAGAUAAUGAACUUGGAAUGGGAGGAAGUGAUCCACACAGACAAGUUUGUGGCUCUUAUGGAAAAUAUAUUUCAAUAGUGCCAGACUGUGAAAGAUAUCUUAAUCCUUGUUUCCUUUUGCAUCUUGCUGGGCCAUGGCUUGGAAUCUCUG
Messenger RNA from Entrophospora candida, 420 nucleotides. NCBI's taxonomy places the organism in Eukaryota, Fungi, Glomeromycota, Glomeromycetes, Entrophosporales, Entrophosporaceae. The record is from the annotation of a GenBank genome assembly.